Molecule: messenger RNA, 2241 nt
Organism: Heterostelium album PN500
Lineage: Eukaryota; Evosea; Eumycetozoa; Acytosteliales; Acytosteliaceae
Gene: flpA
Product: FKBP-type peptidyl-prolyl cis-trans isomerase
Exons: 5
Coding region: 1-2241 (746 amino acids)
Molecular function (GO): protein binding; peptidyl-prolyl cis-trans isomerase activity
Source: RefSeq, a predicted model, not a curated record
AUGGAAGAUAAACAUCAAGAUAUCAUUGAUAAUAAUACAGUUGUUGAAACAGCAACAGAAGUAUCAACAAAAACAACAACAACAGGAACAACCACAGGAACAAAACCAGAAUAUGACAAAAACAAAGAUUAUGCUAAUGAUCCAACACUACCUGAGCUCAUCGUAAAAGAUUAUAUGCAUUUGUUGGAACCAUUCAUGCAACCUCCAGAAUCACCAACAUCUCGUGUAUUCAAAGCUGUAUUUAUACCUUAUCAGGCUUAUCAACCACUUAUCGAUAUCUAUGUACAACAAAAAGAUUUAGAUUCACAAGCAAUGAAAAUGUUCAAAUAUCAUGGAGUUUGUAGAAAGUAUUUGAGUAAGAAAGAUGAAUCGUUUCUCUUCUUUCAAGAUCUACACAAGAAACCAGACGCUAGAUACAAUUUCCUAUUCAAUGAUAGAGCCUCUGACUUGAUGAGACCAAGACGUAUUUUCUCUGGUCAUGCUAUCUUGGUUCGUACAUCCAUGAACAAAGAGAAAUCUUGGAUAGAUUAUCAUGAUAUCACUGCGGCUGAGCUUGAAAAAGUCAUGAGAUUCCUCAAACUUGGUACCUACUAUGAUUUCCUCAACAAUCUUCGUGGUACCAAUGAUAUAUUAUCUACCAUUCUCUGGCCAGAUUCCAUAGUUUAUUCAAAAACUAAUUGGACAUUUGAGAAAACACCAUUGGCAAUAUUGAAUGAAUAUCUCUGUUGGGUUGGUAAGGCGGUAUUUCAACCGGUGAAGAUUGACUUUAAGAAGAAUGGACCGUUCAGUUGUUUGUAUACGAUCAACGAUGUCACUCCACCAAAGACACUGGCAUCCGGUAUUCAUGCGCAAGUGAAGAAAGCACAGAUGGAUUUGGCACAUCGUGUGUUGGUGUGGUAUCAAUCGAGACAGAUUGCACUGCUCUCCGACAAGGAGUUCAUCGAUGACGAUACGAGUUACGAGGAGUUCGAAGAGGCACAGGAUGCAUUCCUAAAUGAACAUGCAAGCCAAACAGCAGCCAAAGCACAAUCGUCGGAAUCGGAAUCACAAUCGUCGGAAUCUAAAAACGCUGGUGAUAGUGGUGACGGAGUAGACAAAGCAACGGAAUCACUUAAAACCAAAGGUGUUAUUUCAACUCCUCUUGUUGAUUACUUUCCUCCAACGUUUGUCGCUUGUGACAAUUAUCAUUUGGUUUUCGACAAGUACAAACUGCCAUUCGAUUGUGAUAUAACCCAUUUGGCACCGGAAGGAAAAGUAGUUAAAUAUGAAAUACAACCUGGUGUCAAUGAACCACCUGAUUUUGGAUCAAAAGUAUUUGUGUUAGUUCGUACUUAUUUACCUGAUGGAACAUGUUUGGAUGAUAAUUCAAAGACAAUGAUGUUUGAACUUGGUUUACAAGGUUGUAUCAUGGGUUUGGAGAUGGCUCUUUUCAGUAUGAAGAUGAAGGAGAAAUGUUUGGUUUCGAUCGAUCCCGAGUAUGGCUAUGGAAAGCUGGGUGCACCACCUUUAGUUCCACCCAAUACACCUAUUAUCUACUAUCUUGAGAAUACCGACAUUCAAUACAGAGUACUUCCAUCACAUCAGGUCAUCAAUACCUAUUCAGUUGAACAACGUCUAGAGAGUGUAUCACAACUUCGUGAACAAGCUAAAUCUGCAUAUGCACGUAGACAAUUUGGAAAAUGUUUAAAGAUGUAUAAAAGUGCAUUAAGAUAUAUAAGUCUUGAUUCUUUACCGAAUUGUAGUCAAAGUGAAUGGGAAUCAUUGAAUGAACAUGGUGCUCGUAUCUGUACGAAUCUCGCCAUUACUUAUUCUAUGAUUAAACCACCCAUUUGGGAGAGAACCAGAGACUAUUGUAUACAGGCACUAGAGUAUGUCGAAGAAGACUCCAAGGCACUGUAUUGGCUAGCCAGAUCAUACUUGACGAUCCUUGACCUCGAGAAUGCAACCAAGACAAUUGACAAGGCAAUCGAAUUCGGUGACGACGAUUUAAUGGCUGCUUUGCUUCAACUGCAAAAACAAAUUCAGAGAGAAGUUGCCAAUGAUCUGGCAAAGGAAAAGAACGUCUACAAAACAAUGUUCAACAAAUUUUCAGAGGAACAGCAAAUGUAUGAAGAAAAGAAGAAGAAUAAUAAUAAUACUACCUUCACUAUUCCAAACGAAGAGAUUGACAAUGAUCAUAUCAAUCCGUAUGGAUGUGAUUAUAUCAGUGAUUCAGAUGAUGAUAAUGAUAAUGAAAAAUAA